Molecule: messenger RNA, 627 nt
Organism: Penicillium verhagenii
Lineage: Eukaryota; Fungi; Ascomycota; Eurotiomycetes; Eurotiales; Aspergillaceae
Exons: 1
Coding region: 1-627 (208 amino acids)
Source: RefSeq, a predicted model, not a curated record
AUGAUCCCAAUGCAAAAGAAGCUCCCAGAUCCCAGACCCAAUAGGACUGGAGCAAUGGCCCACUAUUUCAGCCUGCCGGUCCUGGCAGAAGUGAUCAAGGAAGUGGAAACCGGCUCAAUGCACUCUUUCGACAACUCGGCCAGAGCAUUGGCAAACGCAGUGCUUAACCACUACUUCCCCGCCACCGAGGGCUGGAUCGUUGCACCGGGACCGCGAAACAGCACCGCCCCAGACCUGUUAGUUCUCCGCACCAAACAGCCUUCUCAGACCCACCGAUUCAUGAUCGACCAUACCGUGGCCGGGGUUUCGAAGAAAAUGACUGAUUUCGAUAUCGCUUUGAAUCAGCUUGAGGGUGCCCUGGAAGUUUCCACCAUUGAGUAUGGCCGGUGCUGGGCUGUGCUCUUCCAUGGCGCCGAUGUGCUCUUCUACAAGUAUCAACAGUAUCUGCCUAAAGGUCAGCGCAUGGUUCCUGCGGGCCCGCCUUCACAGCCGAAAAAACACAUAUUUCAGGUUGGGAGCGAUGGGGUUCAGAUUCAUCAGAUGUUGACUUGGAUGUCGAGACAUGAUAUUCCGAGUCCUACUACCCAGUUCGCUAAACGUGUUGUGUGCAAUGGCGGAGGCAAGUGA